Neoarius graeffei (lesser salmon catfish) is the source of this 711-nucleotide messenger RNA. RefSeq names its product stress-associated endoplasmic reticulum protein family member 2 (gene serp2). Bases 156 to 353 code for a protein of 65 amino acids. Lineage: Eukaryota; Metazoa; Chordata; Actinopteri; Siluriformes; Ariidae. Gene Ontology annotation, biological process: endoplasmic reticulum unfolded protein response. The record is from RefSeq and is a predicted model, not a curated record. Gene Ontology annotation, cellular component: endoplasmic reticulum. The transcript is spliced from 3 exons.
GCGCCCUUCACUCCGUUAUAUCCAGGCUUUAAGAGAGCAGGUGCACGGAAAAGAGAGAGGUUAAGCAUCACGACGGAUAAUUAGCAGCAUAAUCUGAUUUUACAGCAACGAGGCGUUUGUUUAUUUAUUUAUUUCCCCCCCCGUGUGACAAGAAGAUGGUCGCCAAGCAGAGGAUCCGAAUGGCCAACGAGAAGCACAGCAAGAACAUCACACAGAGGGGCAACGUGGCGAAGACCCUGCGACCACAAGAGGAGAAGUAUCCAGUGGGACCAUGGCUUUUGGCACUCUUUGUUUUUGUUGUUUGUGGAUCAGCCAUCUUUCAAAUCAUUCAGAGCAUCCGAAUGGGAAUAUGAGUUCUGCACCUCCUCUACACAUCCAUGAGAUCUGCGCCCACCAUUAGGCACCGUAGUAGGGGGAAACUGGAGGCUGCAAGUCUGAUCGUCAGCUGACUGCUAAGGAACAGAGAGUCCUGUGCACAGUAUAUGACAUUGCCAUUCACUUGUUUACAAUGUACCUGGAUGAUGGGAACAAGCACUUUUCUACUGAACCAUUGUGGCUAGCUUGCCCCUCCUCCUGUCUGAUCAUAUUUGUGCAAUAGAAUGUGUGCGCUUUUGUAAACAUUAAAUGUUGUGGCACAUUUUGUUUGUACAUGUUUGUUCUAUCAGUGUCCUGGUAGACAGUUUUGAAAAUAAAUUCUACACACUUGGAAAA